AGAGCGCGGGAACGGCGCGGGGACGCGCGGCCGCUCCGCGCAUGCGCGGCCGUGAGGGGACGGCGAUAAGAAGUGUCCGCCCGGGCCGCGCUCCCGGCCCGCCCAUCGCCCUCUGCCCUUCUCCGGCGCCAUGUCGGGCCUCGGCUGGCUCCUGCUGCUGCUCGCCGCGCUCUGCCCGCCCGCCCUGAGCCUCCGCAAUGCGCCCUCCAAGAUCGCCGUGGUGGGCGGCGGGAUCGGCGGCUCGGCCGCCGCCUAUUUCCUGCGGCAGAAGUUCGGCCAGGGCGUGCAGCUGCACGUGCUGGAGAAGGGAGUGCUGGGCGGCCGCCUGCACACGCUGGACAUGGAGGGGGCCACCUACGAGGCUGGGGGGUCCGUGAUCCACCCCCUCAACCUGCACAUGAAGCAUUUCGUCAAGGAGCUUGGCCUCUCAGUCUCCUCAGUCCAGGGCGGCCUCGCGGGUGUUUACAACGGGGAGGAAUUUGUGUUUGAGGAGAGCAGCUGGUCCUUCAUCAACCUCCUCAAGCUGCUCUGGCACUAUGGCCUCAACUCCCUGCGCAUGUCCAUGUGGGUGGAGGACAUCCUGGACAAGUUCAUGAGGAUCUACCGGUACCAGAUGCACGACUACGCCUUCAGCAGCAACGAGCGCCUGCUCCACGCCCUGGGAGGCGACGACUUCGCCCGGCUGCUCAACCAGACCAUCGAUGAGGCCAUGCAGAAAGCAGGCUUCUCCCAGAAAUUCAUCAAUGAGGUGGUUUGUCCAGUCAUGAGGGUGGAUUAUGGCCAAGGUGUCACCAUCAAUGGCUUUGUAGGUGCUGUGUCCCUGGCCGGGGCACAGGCAGGCCUUUGGUCAGUGAAAGGGGGGAACAAACUUGUCUGCUCUGGCCUCAUCUACUCCUCCAAGGCCGAGGUUAUCCCGGGAACAGUCGUGUCCAUAGAGCCAAAAACCAGAACCAGGCGUGGCGGGGAGCCGGUGAAGCUCUACGAGGUCACCUACAACACGUCCUCGGGGCUGGCGGGGGACACGUACGACAUGGUGCUGAUCGCGGCCCCGCUCGGCCGCAAGCUGGCCAACAUCACCUUCCGCAACUUCGACCCUCCCAUCCCGGAAUUCCCCAACCCCUUCCACCAGACCGUCACCACCCUGGUGCACGGGCGCUUGAACACCUCCUUCUUCGGCUACAGCGACCCCCAGGCUUUUCACCUGGGGGCCAUUUUCACCACGGACAACCCCAAGCUGUUCAUCAACAGCCUGAGCGUGGUGUCCCCCGCGGGGGACGCGGCCACGGGCGGGAAGCUGCCCUUGCAGUCGGCCGUCUGGAAGGUGUUUUCCAAGGAAGAGCUCACCAAGGAGCAGCUCAAUUUGCUCUUCUCCUCCUACGACUCGGUGAAGGUGAAGCCGUGGUUGGCGUAUCCCCAGUACAGCCCUCCCGAGAAGUUCCCUCCCAUCGUCCUGCACGAGCAGCUGUACUACCUGAACGGGCUGGAGCGCGCCGCCAGCGCCAUGGAGAUCAGCGCCGUCGCCGCCCGCAACGCCGCCCUGCUCGCCUUCCACCGCUGGCACGGCCACAGCGCCAGCGUCGACCAGGAGGACCUGCACGAGAAGCUCAAAACGGAGCUCUGAGACCCCCCCCGGGGCUAAUUAACACUGAUAACUCUGUGCUUCCCCCCUCUGAGGAGGUGUUCUGUAGGAUCGUAGCAUCCUUAAAGCUGGAAGACUUUCAAGAUGAUCGAGACCAUCAAGAUCUUCAAGACCUUCAGGAUCAUCAAGACCUUCAAGAUUAAGACCUUCAAGACAGCCAAGUAAUUAACACCAAUAAAGUCUUGGCUUUGCCCCUCCAAGGACGUGUUUUAUAGGAUCAUGGCAUCCUUAAAGUUGGAAGACUUUCAAGAUGAUCAAGACCAUCAAGAUUAUCAAGACCUUCAAGAUCAAGACCUUCAAGACAGCCAGGUAAUGAACAACAAUGAAUUCUGUGCUUUGCCCCUCCAAGGAGGUGUUUGGUAGGAUCAUGGGAUCCUUAAAGUUGGAAGACUCUCAAGAUGAUCAAGACCUUCAAGAUCAUCAACAUCUUCAGGACAGGCAAUUAACAGCCAGAUAAUUAACACCAAUAAACUGGGCUUUGCCCCUCUAAGGAGGUGUUUUGUAAGGAUCCCAUCCAUGAGAUCCUUAAAGUUGGAAGAUCUUCAAGACCUUCAAGAUGCCAUAAUUAACAUUAAUGAACUUUGUGCUUUGCCCCUCCAAGGAGGCGUUUCAUAAAACCAUGGAAUCCUUAAGGUUGGAAGAGCUUCAAGAACUUCAAGACCAUCAGUAUUAUCAAGACCUUCAAGAACAUCAAAACCUUCAAGACCUUCAGGAUCUUCAAGAUCGUAACUCAUCUUGAACUCCCUCAGUGCCACCUGGGAGCUGUUUGGCCAACUCAGGAGGGAGCAGGAGCACUGAGGCGUUCCCAAGUAAGCAAAUUCCUGAGUUUUCCUCAAAUUCCUUGGUUUAUCCCUGUCUGACAUUAGGGAAUUCAUUAAAAGUGCCAUAUUGAUCCCAAAAGUGCUCUCCAGCUGGGAAUAUCAACUUCCUGGCUGUCCCUUCCUGUGCCCCAACUUUUCCAAAGGAAUUAUUCCUCAGCGUGGAAACUGGGAGCUGCCAGAAUGGGUGGGAAAGAGGAAAAACCACCAAUAUCCAUUGCUGUGUUGAGGUAUGAAGGAGGUAAUAAAGAAUUGAACAACC
This is a messenger RNA of Oenanthe melanoleuca, 2719 nucleotides long. RefSeq names its product prenylcysteine oxidase 1 (gene PCYOX1). The transcript has 7 exons. The coding region runs from base 131 to 1621 and encodes 496 amino acids. Gene Ontology annotation, biological process: prenylated protein catabolic process; prenylcysteine catabolic process. Lineage: Eukaryota; Metazoa; Chordata; Aves; Passeriformes; Muscicapidae. Gene Ontology annotation, molecular function: prenylcysteine oxidase activity. The record is from RefSeq and is a predicted model, not a curated record.